Diceros bicornis minor is the source of this 561-nucleotide messenger RNA. RefSeq names its product 5'-3' exoribonuclease 2-like. Gene Ontology annotation, biological process: nuclear-transcribed mRNA catabolic process. The transcript is spliced from 6 exons. The annotation marks the transcript as partial. Gene Ontology annotation, cellular component: nucleus. The record is from RefSeq and is a predicted model, not a curated record. Gene Ontology annotation, molecular function: RNA binding; 5'-3' RNA exonuclease activity. Lineage: Eukaryota; Metazoa; Chordata; Mammalia; Perissodactyla; Rhinocerotidae.
UUGCAGUUUACACCACUGGAACAACUUAUGGGAGUUUUUCCAGCUGCAAGUGGUAACUUCCUACCUCCAUCAUGGCGGAAGCUCAUGAGUGAUCCUGAUUCUAGUAUAAUUGACUUCUACCCUGAAGAUUUUGCUAUUGAUUUAAAUGGGAAGAAAUAUGCCUGGCAAGGUGUUGCUCUGUUGCCGUUCGUGGAUGAGCGAAGGCUGCGAGCUGCCCUAGAAGAGGUAUACCCAGACCUCACUCCAGAAGAGACUAGAAGAAAUAGUCUUGGAGACGAUGUCUUAUUUGUGGGGAAACAUCACCCACUGCACGACUUCAUUUUAGAGCUGUAUCAGACAGGUGCCGCAGAGCCAGUGGGUGUACCACCUGAACUAUGUCAUGGGAUUCAAGGAAAGUUUUCUUUGGAUGAAGAAGCCAUUCUUCCAGAUCAAAUAGUGUGUUCUCCUGUUCCCAUGUUUCAGGAUCUGACACAGAAUGCUGCAGUCAGGUCAUUUUUCCAAAAUACGUGACAUUCGCCCAAAACACAGCUCUGAGCUUGCAAAUAAGUUUAAGAAGACCUC